AACAACGAACCACCGAAGUCUAUAAAAACCCAACCAAGUGCGAUCGCGCGCGCACGCUCUCGUCAAUAUCGAAAACGAAAAUAAAUUUCGAAAAUCCCAAAACGAAUUGCAGUGCUUUAGUUUAUUCUCUACAUUUUAGCGCGCGUGCAUUGCCAACGAAUUGAAAUAUAAAUGAAAUAUAAAAUAAAAAAUAACGAAAACAUCAACGAACAUUUUUGUGCAUGCCACGGUGGUUUUUGAGAAAAGCGCAGGCAGCGAGAAUUUAAAUCCAAUCACAUAUACGAGUAUACAUAUGUAUACAUGUGAAUAUAUACAUACAUAUGUACAUCCACAUUUAUAACCAAAGGCGUAUUGUUGGCCAAAGCGAAACAAAUCUAGAGGCGUAGCACAUGAAAACGACGCUGCAAAUUAGGAAUAUAAAAUUUAAUUAAACAUACAAAAAAUAGGCGCAUUGUAAUUAAUGUUGCUGGCGUGUGUUAAAAAGCUCACGAAACCAGCGCAAGGCAGUGCCAGUUGAAAAUUUAUUAUAUAAUUCUAUAAGCAAGUGUUGCCAUAAAUUGUUGCCAUAAUUGCACAGCCACCCAAAAAGGAAAAUAUUGUUGAAGGGUUUCCACCUUAAAGCUACUAUUAUUACUAUUAUGUUGACUUUGGCAGAGCUGCGCACAAUCCUAACUAUUGGGGCGCCCAGUUUAAUGCCUCAACAAUUGUUGAGCGUGAAACGCUUAAAGCCGCCGGAAACAAGCGACAAAAAUUGAGCUGAAACGCCAAUUCAAAACCUAAAACCAAGGAAACCCCAAAAAACGAACGCUGUUAGCUCCACGCGAAACGAACUUUAACCAACAUUUAAUCAAUUGGGAUAUAAAGACCAAACGAACGAAAUUUGGCGCCGCAAUCAACAAAAGCGGCACCACAUCAGCAACAACAACAAGAACAAAGACACUCAUUUUAGAGAAUUUCGUUUAGAAAAUUACAAAAACUUGCAACUUUUCUAAGAAAAGUUCGCUGUAAAUAUUUGAGUUUCACAAUUCUAUUUUAAAUUAUUUAUGUUGUCAUAAUUUAUUAUUAUUAUUGUUGUGUCUUGUUGAUUUAUUAUUUAGGCUAGAGUAGGCUUUAAAGAACCAAAUCGAAUUUAAAAGCUAGUCAUAUAGUAUCGGCCGCCCAACUGUGCGUAUACGUAACGGUAUUGCGUAUACAUAAUAAUAUUUAAUUAUUAAGUUAGCUAUAAGUUAGAUCAGACAAAGCGCAAAUGAUGAAAAAUCUCAAUUAUAAAACGCAUAAUGCGUGUUAUCAUCCAUACCAACAACAACAACAACAAGCGACAGCAUUGCAGCUGCAACAGCAACAGCAGCAUAGGCCACAACAACAAUUGCAGCUACCACUGCUCCCGUCCUAUACACAACCGUACAGUCAAUUGCAACAACAACAACAGCGACAAUUAGUAACGCAUAAUCAUUACAACAAUCAGCAACUGCUGCGUCAGCAGCAGCCCACGCACGCAGCAUACCAGCAACAACAACUAUCGCAACUUCAGUUAAGCCAAUCAUACGGCAACAACAAUAACAACAGUGUCGCCAACUGCUUUGCAGCUCGCAGCAAUAAUGUUAACUGCGUUAAUGUUAACGCCCACACGAACACGCCCAAUACUGUUGACGCCAACACGGCAACAGCCAUGGCUGCCAUGUGCCAAAUGCACACUUUUCUGAGCCAACCACAACAACAACAGCAGCAGCAGCAACAGUUACUAGAAUAUAACAAUAACUGUAAUGCGCAAAAUAAUUACCCCCAACAACAACAAGCAGAUACAUCUGCGCCGAGCACUACAACAAACACAAGCAACGAUAAAUUUAGUAUGGAUGCCAGUGAAAUAGCACAAUUUCUUGCUUCAGAGCUUUUUAUGCAGCAGCUCACCACUUUUGGGGACAUGGGAACUACAAUUCAGAGUGUGCCCACGCUGACGACACCUACACUGACACCCACGACGUUGCGCAGCAUCGAAGAGACGUUUCUCGAGAUAACCAAUGAAACGGUUAACUCGCCGUACCAGGCCGGCUUCAAGCCUCCGCCUUUGGGUCCUUUGGGAAAUGUGGCAAACAACAACAUGGCAAACAUGGCGACUGGAAUGAACAAUAAUAACAACUCCAUUGGCCAGUCCUUAGAAUUGGUCAAUUUGCAGAGAUACAACGGCAGCAUGGCCGGCAGCGACUCUGAGGACUCGAAUGGUUCCUACGGGGGCCAAUUUAAUGACGACCAAAGCACAACAGAUACUUCAAGUGCCGCCACCGAUAGCACCGGCUAUCAGAAUGGCAACAUCCUGGGCAACUCAAACGGUUGCAUUAACAACUUUACGGCCGCAUUGGCGGCCAACGAUAGCUCUGGACGCAUGUCGGCCCAGACGAACAGCAACAGCAACACGAAUACCUCAAAUAGUGCCACGCCUGCCCCACGUCGCGGUGGCGGAAGACGCCCCACUCGUGCCGCCAACAUGUCGCCCGAGGAGGAGGAGAAACGCCGAGUGCGCCGAGAGCGCAACAAACUCGCGGCGGCACGUUGUCGUAAGCGACGCGUCGAUCAGACUAACGAGCUGACCGAGGAGGUCGAAGCCCUGCAGAAAAAGGGCGAGACCAUGCGCAAGGAAAUCGAAAUGCUGAAUGCCACUAAAAAUCAGCUAGAAUUUGUACUCCAGGCACAUCGGACGACUUGUCAGAAAAUAACCGAGGAUAUGCUCACUGUUGCCACGUCCAAUGGCCUUAUUAGACCGGCGGCUCAGCUCAGCGCUGGUAGCUGCAGCAACAGCAGCAGCCAUCACAACAACAAUAGCAAUGACAGCAGCAAUGGCACCAUCACAGGCCUCGAUGCCACGCUUAACUCCACUGGUCGCAGCAAUUCGCCGCUCGAUCUCAAGCCCGUGAUCUUCAAUGAUCAGUUGUUGCAGCACAUUAAGCCGGAGCCACUGGAUUGUGCACUGGAUUCCAACUCUUCCCUAGAUCAGGAUGGACCGUCAUUGCCGAAGCGAUUUGCCGCUCAGCCGCUGCCCAACAUUUCCACCCUAACCGCAGCGAUUCGUACGCCCACAGGCGGGCCUUCGGGCUCACUGAAUACGCUUAUUGUGACCACGGCUCCCGUAAAUUUCGCCAAUUUUCCCAGCAGCAUUACCAGUCCCACACUCAACGCACUCAACAAGGUGCCCAAAACGCGUCCCAACACCUUGCCCGUGCAGCGACCAUUCGGCUCUCAAAUGCACCUAAACGUGGACGGCAAAGCGCCGCCAACACAAAUACAGGGCGUGCCCAUACAAACACCGUCCACAGGCACCUUCAAUUUCGACUCGUUAAUGGAUGGGGGCACUGGCUUGACGCCCGUGUCGGGACCGUUGGUGCCUAAUUGCUCGUCGCAGAACAAGCAUCCGCUGGAGCUGCCCACGCCCACAACUGAGUCGUCCAAGUUGGUUAGCUUAUAACCGUAGGACGCGUGGGAUGCGCUCAGCGCAAAUAACACAGUCAAUAUUAUAUUAAGUUUUAUACAAUAUGCGUAAUUAUUAAAUUUACAUUACACUUACUAUGCGAACGCUAAAAUGAUUAUAAAUUCAUUAUAUGUAAUUGUAAUUGUAACACGAAGUGCGCGAUAAUUUCAUGUUUGUAACGAAUAUUUUGUAUUUGUAACCUCUGGGCAGGCGGCAGAAGGAGCAAUCUAUCCCAUCCUUUGGCUUGUUUCUGAAAGAUGCCGAAGGAUGUGAUUGCGCCUUCUGCAUUUCACUGUUGCCUGCCAUUUUAAAAAUUAAUGCUUUUGUAUUAUUAUGUUUAUUACGUUUAUGAUUUAAUUUAUCUUUUCUAUUAUCUAUGUAUAUGUAUACUACAUAAACAGAUUUGUAUCUGUAUUUGUAUUUUUGUGCAAUUUUCAAACCUUACAUUUGCGUUAUAUAUAUUUUUUAAAAAUAUAUGCCUAACAUUUACAUCUUGAAUUCAAGCAGAACACUAUUUUUAAACUAAGUGAGCAAGCGAGAGUUGAACUGAAUGAAAGAAAGAGAAUAAAGGAUGCGUUGUGAUAUUUAUUAUAAAAAAAAUUUUAAAAAUAAACAUAAAUAACAAAAAACAAGCAAAUACAAAUUACCCAAGAGUGUAAUGAGCGGAUCUAAGCCGGUUUUUAAAUUGUACAUUUCAACAAAUUACAAAAUAUUCAAAAAUUAAUUAUAUACAUACAUACAUAUAUAUAUAUAUAUAUGUAAUGUAUAUGCAAAAGCCACAAACACUACUACUAAAUGCCUUGAAAAAGAGAAUUGUGAAAUCGAAAACAACAAUUUAUAUAUUUAAAAUGGAAAGCAUGCACGUUUUAUAUUUAAAUACAACAAAUGAGCAAACGAAAUUUGUACAUUUAAGCCGCUGUAGGAAACAACCACAAUAUGUAUAUUUUUACUAAACGCAGAAGCGCCUUGUUGUAUGUAAAAAGAUUUUAUAUUUUCAAGUACGAUUUAUAAAAAGUAUAAAUGACAAAAGCAAA
Scaptodrosophila lebanonensis is the source of this 4494-nucleotide messenger RNA. It is a transcript of the gene kay, whose product is annotated as transcription factor kayak. The record is from RefSeq and is a predicted model, not a curated record. Lineage: Eukaryota; Metazoa; Arthropoda; Insecta; Diptera; Drosophilidae. The transcript has 3 exons. Gene Ontology annotation, cellular component: nucleus. Gene Ontology annotation, biological process: regulation of transcription by RNA polymerase II. Bases 1247 to 3457 code for a protein of 736 amino acids. Gene Ontology annotation, molecular function: RNA polymerase II cis-regulatory region sequence-specific DNA binding; DNA-binding transcription factor activity, RNA polymerase II-specific.